Parathielavia appendiculata is the source of this 1785-nucleotide messenger RNA. Its product is annotated as multicopper oxidase. NCBI's taxonomy places the organism in Eukaryota, Fungi, Ascomycota, Sordariomycetes, Sordariales, Chaetomiaceae. Gene Ontology annotation, molecular function: copper ion binding; oxidoreductase activity. Bases 1 to 1785 code for a protein of 594 amino acids. The transcript has 5 exons. The record is from RefSeq and is a predicted model, not a curated record.
AUGGGCGUCGCCUUGUUGCGCGGCUUCCUCGAGAGCAUCUUUAGUACCAUCCAAGCAUUAACCGUGUCCGCUUUGAACCAGACCACUACAAACGGACUUUCACUUCUGGGGACCCUCUUAGCCCCUACCUUGCCCCCGUUCUUAGCAGAUGGUCCGCUGCUGAAUGAAUACACAUGGGGAGACCGAACCGACUAUGGAAACAACCCGUACCGCGACUGCCCCACGACUGGAGUGGUUCGACACUACCAGUUCACCGUGAGCCGCGGCUACAUUGCCCCAGAUGGCUAUGUGCGGGACGUUCUUCUCGUCAACGGGGCUUAUCCUGGACCCAUGAUAGAGGCAAACUGGGGCGACACCAUCGUGGUGGAUGUGCACAACAACAUCACCGGCCCAGAAGAGGGCACAGCCAUCCACUGGCAUGGCUUUCUCCAGCAUGAAACGCCGUGGGAGGACGGCGCUCCGGGCAUCUCCCAAUGCCCCAUCCCGCCCAGGAAGAGCUACCGAUACGAGUUCAUUGCCAGUCUGUACGGUUCGAGCUGGUAUCAUGCUCACUACUCGGCGCAAUACACCGGUGGUGUCGUCGGCCCAAUUGUGGUCUAUGGGCCCACGAAGGAACAUUACGAUAUCGACCUCGGUCCUAUCAUGCUAAGCGACUGGUACCACAAGGAGUAUUUCGAUAUAGUCAAAGAAAUGCUUGCGCCAAACGGCAGCCCUCGAGUGUUCUCUGACAACAACUUGAUCAACGGCAAGAUGCACUUUGACUGCUCCACAGUGGCUCCAGGAGACACGACUCCCUGCGUCAGCGAUGCCGGCAUCGCCAAGUUCAGGUUCAAGACUGGCAAGACGCAUCGCUUGCGUCUAAUUAACUCGGGGGGCGACGGCAUCCAGCGCUUCUCGAUUGACGAACACACGCUUACUGUCAUCGCCGAGGACUUUGUCCCGGUAGAGCCGUACAACACGUCGGUUGUCACCCUGGGUGUUGGCCAGCGCACCGAUGUGCUCGUCACAGCCAACGUCGGCAAGCCCGAGUCGGCCUUCUGGAUGCGAUCCAAUCUGACCACGUGCUCGGCCGCGCGACAGCCCAACGCCAUCGCCGCCGUCUACUACGACAAGGCCGACACGAAUGCGAUGCCGUCCAGCGGGGCCUGGAACAUACCGGAUCCCAACACCUGCUCCAACGUCGACCUCAGCGUCACCGAGCCGCUGUACCCGAUCCCCCUGCCCGCGCCCUCCUUUACACAGACCAUGGAUAUUGAGCUAUUCAAGAACGCGUCUGACGUGACGCUGUGGAAGUUCAACAGCGUCUCCAUGCGGACCCACUACAACGAACCCGUGUUGCUGGUUGCCAACGAGGGCAAUUUCAGCUUCCCGGCCCAGUGGAACGUGGUCAACUACUACAGCAACACGUCGGUCCGCAUCAUCGUCAACAAUAGAAGCCCUACUUCGCACCCAAUGCAUCUCCACGGCCACAACUUCUACAUUCUCCACGAAGGCCCCGGGAUAUGGGACGGCAGCAUCGUGCGCCCGUCCAACCCGCACCGGCGAGAUGUUCAUCUCGUCCGUGGCAACGGCCAUCUCGUGAUUCAGUUUGACGGCGCUCCAGGCAUCUGGGCCUUCCACUGCCACAUCGCCUGGCACGCUUCGGGCGGCUUCCUCGCGUCGCUGGUUAUCGAGCCCGAACAGGUGGACGCUAUGCACAUUCCCAGCGAUGUCAAGCAGAACUGCGGCGCAUGGGAUCUGUGGUCCAGGUUCAAUGUCGUCGACCAGAUCGACAGCGGUACUUGA